AUGGCAGCCAACUUCGCGCCCUACCAAGAUAUCCCCGAGACGCAGCGCGCGCUUUCCCCUCCCAUCGCAUCUCCGCGUACCUCGGUCGACCGCACCCGUAACAUCUCCUCCAUCACCUCGCCCACAACGCGCGCCUACGAACAACACGAUUACUUCGGCGCCGGCGACGACUCUCCAGACAUCGAGCAUGCAGCAUGGAGUACGCCUGCGUCAUCGCAGCCACUUGGCUUCGGUGCUGCGCGGGAAGAUGUCAACAUGUUCACCACGAGUCUGGGACUGCGCAUGGACUAUGAAGCGUGUCUGGCGUACUUGCUCUUGCCGCCAGCGGGAGGAGUGUUGCUGCUGGUCAUGGAACAUCAGAGUGAUUAUGUGAGGUUCCAUGCGUGGCAGAGUAGUCUGCUGUUUGCUUUCAUCUUCGUGGUGCACGUCAUCUUCAGUUGGUCGAGCUUCAUUAGUUGGCUGAUGGUGGUUGGGGAUGUGGGGUUGAUUGGGUGGUUGACUUGGAGGGCGUACUUGGACGCAGCGACACUCGAUCGAUACGAAGUACCUUUCUUCGGCCCUUUGGCAAACUCGAUACUGGACGACGAGUAG
This is a messenger RNA of Didymella exigua CBS 183.55, 591 nucleotides long. RefSeq lists its product as uncharacterized. Lineage: Eukaryota; Fungi; Ascomycota; Dothideomycetes; Pleosporales; Didymellaceae. The transcript has 2 exons. Bases 1 to 591 code for a protein of 196 amino acids. The record is from RefSeq and is a predicted model, not a curated record.